Messenger RNA from Paramormyrops kingsleyae, 1187 nucleotides. The record is from RefSeq and is a predicted model, not a curated record. NCBI's taxonomy places the organism in Eukaryota, Metazoa, Chordata, Actinopteri, Osteoglossiformes, Mormyridae.
GUUGAACGGACGACGUUUUUAUUUAAUCGAUCACUUAUUCUUGUUUAGUUAUAUAUGUACAGUGAUGCAGGCCGUGCUGGUCGAAAGUUCAGUAACAUGCAACAUUUUGUUAAGUGACGUUAGUUUACUUGGUCUUUGAGUAAUAACGAGAAACUAUUUACAAAAAUAAGUACCAAAACAACGCACGCGUUUUUUAUUGAAAUGCAAUGAAAGUAAAACUGACAAAACAAUAUACAGGCAGACAAAACUAUAAAAUUAUAAAAUAUAUUUAUUUUUGUUUUAUCAGAGGGGAUUUUUGUUAUGGGGAAGAUAAAGACCGCGACACCGUUUCCAUGGAGACCAAAGCUGUUUCCGAACGCCGCUGGAUUCUUCAGUAUAAAGACGCUUCGGUUAACAAACGUAAAACUCUGAACUAAAGAGCUACUCGACUCAUCGACUUGCGAAAUCUGGGCAAGUUUAUAACAUAUACACUUGUCGUUUAUAAGGUUAUAUAUUAGGAAAUGUAAAGUUGUUUGGCUAUCUUUGUUAAACAGUGUUAACUACUUUGCUCAGCUACAUAUACAUCUUUAAUCGUGUCUAUGAUUUAGUAAUACAUUGCUAAGAUGGACACGGAGUACCUGAAAAACAGCAUCGGUAAAUGUUUAGUGGAAGGACUGGCAGAAGUAGUGGAGCAGCGACCCAUGGACCCCAUCGAGUUCCUGGCCCAGUGGAUUUACAAAUACCGGGAAAACCGGGACUACGAGAGAAAAAGGAAGGAGUACCAGGGGGAGCUGGAGGAGGCUAGAGCUGAGGCCCAACGCUGGAGGAAGAUGCGGGAGGAGGAGGAGGAGGAGGAGGAGGAGCAAAGAGUGCACCGGGAGAAGUCAGAGGCCUCAGCUGCAGGUCAUCCUGGCGGAGAGAUGCAAGCCAGGCUGUCGAAGGACACUGAGGAAAUGCAGGUCUCAGCUGCAGGUCUUCCUGGCGGAGAGAUGCAAGCCGGGCUGUCGGAGGACACUGAGGAAAUGCAGGCCUUGGCUGCAGGUCAUCCUGGUGAAGAGAUGAAAGCCGAGCUGUCGAAGGACACUGAGGAAAUGCAGGCCUUGGCUGCAGGUCAUCCUGGUGGAGAGAUGAAAGCCGAGCUGUCGAAGGACACUGAGGAAAUGCAGGCCUUGGCUGCAGAUGGGAGCUGGUCCGUCACAAGAAACUGA